This is a messenger RNA of Thyridium curvatum, 534 nucleotides long. RefSeq lists its product as uncharacterized. The transcript has a single exon. Bases 1 to 534 code for a protein of 177 amino acids. Lineage: Eukaryota; Fungi; Ascomycota; Sordariomycetes; Thyridiales; Thyridiaceae. The record is from RefSeq and is a predicted model, not a curated record.
AUGCCCCACUAUUCCAUUGCCCUACUUCCAAUCGCAGUCCUCAUCACGAGAGCCACAAACAUGCCGGCGGUCCGAAGCGCUGAAGUCUGCUACUCAGGCGAGAAGUCCACCCUGCUGUGUUAUACAGUCGAGAACGGCGCUACGCCGCAGAAAGUCAAGGUAGCCGACGUUCAGGGGGUGGCCGACUACCUGCGUUCUUACGGGCGCGAGGUCACAGGCGGUCGGUUCUUCACCAUGACCGCGGCCGACACACCCGACUGCGCCGAGUGGUCGCUUUUCAGCAACGGGUCGACCCUUGCGGUUGCAAAACAUCUCAACGAGAAGAUCGACUCGUCUGUCCUGUUCGAGGACAUUGCCACCACCAUCGACGGUGGGGGCAAAAGCAAGCAAGGCAUAAUAACCUGCCUCGACAAAGGCGGCUCCCUGGGCGUUUUGGCUAACACCUCGAAUCCGGCGUACAAUUCACUGGAUUACCUAGCAUCGGGUGCCGAGCCGGAUGGGAUCUUGAUCAAGAUUGUGAGUUCCGGGAAUUGA